Messenger RNA from Beta vulgaris subsp. vulgaris (sugar beet), 782 nucleotides. RefSeq lists its product as uncharacterized. The transcript is spliced from 3 exons. The record is from RefSeq and is a predicted model, not a curated record. Lineage: Eukaryota; Viridiplantae; Streptophyta; Magnoliopsida; Caryophyllales; Amaranthaceae. The coding region runs from base 169 to 609 and encodes 146 amino acids.
GAAAAUUGUUGGUUGUAUUGGAAAAAGAGUAGUAUAUCAUCUCCGACAGUCCGAACUCAGCGUCUAUAAAUAUGCGAUUGGUAAUUUGGUCGCUGCAGCUUGCAAAUCAUACGCCCAGAUUAGAGUACAGUGCAGGCAACAAGUCUUAUCCUCACGAAUUAAAUAAGCAUGGCUGCAGAACAACAAAACGUUCGAGUUCAAGCCCAAAUCAAGAAUCAAGUAGACGGACGCUUGAACUUAUAUCGGAAUCAAAAUUGGUCCGGGCAAGUCGCUGGAAGUUAUCCUAUUAAUCUUAAUCCUCUAGAAACUAGGGACUUUGUGCACAAUGGAAUUGGUCCAAAUGGCUCCAAAGCCGCAAUUGUAUAUGAGAGGUUCACUAACAACGCUGCCUGGCUCGUUGCUUGGAUCUUCACCAACAAUAUUUAUAAGGUAUAUGCUGAGUGUGGCCCAAGACAGAAUUAUGCCAACCCCAAUUGGAAUGAGAUAGAAGAGAAGCUGAGAACCAGGGGUGGCCAAUCAACUGAAUUCGAUGACUUUGAAACUGGGACAGAGUUGAUUGCUUCCAUAAACGAUCGUGGAGCACUUAGCAUAACUUUUAAACUAGCAUAAAGUGGCUUAAUAUAUAUGAUCAUGUGCUUGCUAUCUAGCGAGUAGCGAGCAUUUAGAAUUGUUAUAAGAAUAAAUAAGUUAAGGGGAAGGCAUAAGUAUACAUGCCAUGAUGUCAAGGGAGUUAAAUGUCUAGAAAACUAUUUCUAAUAAAUAAAUAAUGGCCCUUUAAGUAU